Schistocerca cancellata (South American locust) is the source of this 1803-nucleotide messenger RNA. RefSeq lists its product as uncharacterized. The coding region runs from base 98 to 1549 and encodes 483 amino acids. The transcript is spliced from 7 exons. Lineage: Eukaryota; Metazoa; Arthropoda; Insecta; Orthoptera; Acrididae. The record is from RefSeq and is a predicted model, not a curated record.
CAAGAGCCGCAGAGAGCGGAUCCUGUUUGCGGCGGUUACAGACUGCGCGAUAUGUGAGGCGUUUCAGUGCAGUCCUCGGAGCAGCGCUCUGGCAAACAUGGGGCUCUCCGCUCGGAAAGUGGGACCCAUUCUGCUGCUGAUGCUGACGGCUACCGUCGCCUUCGAUGACGUCACCAGAGCUUCUGUGCAGACUGGUAGCCGCAAGGGGCGCUUCAGGUGGGAGCGGGAUGACUGGUUCGAGGCGCAGUUCACCGGCCACCCGAAGUUCGCCUGCGCCAAGACCGGCUAUCCUCGCGGUGACAAGUUCCCAGGCUACGACCGCAAGUUCCUCUUCAAGACUCCAGAAUCUCCCAAGAACCUCUUCUGCGCACUCCGAGGUACGGAUAAUGAUCUGCGAGCCAUGAUUCGGCACGUCGGUCUCAAAUGGAGCGCGCGCUCGCUGCGCCGCGGCGGCAUGAUAGUGGAGGUGUCGGCGCCGGAGGUGCGGUGCGUGCCGCGCCCCCGGCUGCUGGCGUCGCUGUUCGACCUGGUGGUGGUGGCCGGGCGCGCCCCCAACCACGCCGCCUGGUGCCUGCUGGUGCAGUCGCCGCCCCCGCCACACGACGCCUACCGCCCACGCUUCCCGCAGCCCACCGGCGGCGCUCUGGCCAUCAGAAUACACCUUGAACACGUCCCAGACGUGUUGUGCAGUCCCGACGUCAGGCGCAACGAAGAAACCGAGGACACGAGUGACGAAGAUGUUGACUUCUUCGUUCAAGGGUUCUUGGAAAACUGGAGCACUUAUUUCAGGUGUAAUUUCCAAAGAGCUAACAACACUACAGGCCCGUCGGCGCGCACGCUGCUGCUGUCGGUGGUGCUGGAGCUGGGCCUCAGCUCCGGCCUGUACCGCGGCCGGCCCGUCACCUGGCUGCCGGCGCACACCUGCCGCGAGGCCUGCCCCGAGCGCGCGCCGCGCCCCGGCGACCUGCUGCGGCUGACCGGCUCCUACAAGGACGACUACGGCCUCGACGUCACCGUCACGUCGCCGUCGGGCCGCGCCGCCACCUGCGACGUGCCCGAGCGGCCCUUCCUCGGCGCCCGGGGGCCGUCCUUCCAGCUGGAGGCCACCUUCCCCGGCCGCACCCCCCUCGUGUGCCACAGCCACCGCGUGCCCAUAGGCCGAGACGUCGACGGCACCGAGUUCUACUUCAUCGUCCGUCUGGAUGUGGAGUUCGAAGACGCCAAGGUGUUCCGCUGUAAGAUGAAGUUUGGAGAGCAGCUGGGUGGAGACAAAGAAGUGGAGGCUUCGCUGAUGGACCUGGCGCAGCAAGUGGGCCUCCGAGUGUUUCACGAAGACGUGGAGCUGGGCCGGACUGUUCCCAGCGUACUCCUCGGCCCCUCCAGUUGCGAAUCGGAGCCGCCACCCGGCUACCUCCACCACUUCCAGGUGACUGGAGACUUCACGCCGGUCACGAAGCACUGCGCCUUCGGCCAAGUGGACCGCCCGGACGAACGGCAGGACCCGAAUAAUCCAGCUGGAGGCUUGCAUUCUGACACGAGAGUGUAUUGACAGGUAAUGAGAGUAAAAUGGUGGAGUAUGUGUCACUUUGAUGAAGAAUACUAACGAAGCUGAUACAUAGAAUUUGACCUGAAAUUCUACUGACGUAAGUUUACGUAACAGCAAGAAAACUAUGGAACAUCAGCUAUAAUUUAGUUGACAGCAGAUUUCAUACAAAGUGUAAUGCUAUGAAAAGAUGCUGCUAACUUCUACGUAUUCCUUGUUUUAUAUGUCUUACUGAUGGAGAUGUAAACGAUUGAAAACCA